AUGUCAGUUAACUACGAACAAGUGACGGUAGCGCCGUUGGUGUUACUUUCAAUUCUGGACCAUUAUAAACGUAUCAACACACCUCAACAUAAACGUUGCGUGGGAGUCAUUCUGGGGAACGACCAAGGAUCCACUCUAAGAGUGACUAAUUCCUUUGCAUUGCCUUUCGAAGAAGAUGAGAAGAACCCAGAUGUGUGGUUUUUGGAUCACAAUUACAUUGAAAACAUGAACGAUAUGUGUAAGAAGAUCAACGCCAAGGAAAAGCUCAUUGGAUGGUACCACAGCGGACCAAAACUCAAGGCUGCAGAUCUCCGUAUUAACGACCUGUUUAAGAAAUACACCGCUGCCCACCAGCAGCAACCGCUGCUGCUGAUCGUUGACGUCCAACAACAGGGCGUGGGUCUACCUACAACGGCGUACAUGGCCGUAGAACAGGUUAAAGAUGACGGUACUUCCACUGAAAAAACGUUUCUACAUUUGCCUUCGUCAAUAGAGGCCGAGGAGGCCGAGGAGAUCGGUGUGGAGCACCUACUGCGCGAUGUCCGUGACCAGGCCGCUGGCGGACUUUCUAUCAAGCUCACGAAUCAGCUUAAGUCCCUCAAGGGUCUACAACAGAAACUUGCAGACAUUGCUGCAUAUCUGGAGAAAGUGAGUCUCCGCCAGCUGCCUGUAAACCAUACGAUUCUGGGUAAGCUUCAGGAUGUUUUUAAUCUACUACCCAACCUGGGCGUUCCAGAUGAUGACGAAAUGUCUGGAACAGAUCAACAACUCGCCGCUGCCUCAAGCACUUUGCAAAAGGCGCUGGCUGUCAAGACGAACGAUGAGCUCAUGGUGAUUUACGUCAGCAACCUCGUUCGUGCAAUCAUCGCGUUUGACAACCUGAUCGAGAAUAAAAUUCAGAAUACCAAAUUGCAUCGCCAACACGAACAGCAGCUGCCCGAAGCCACGAAUGACAAGAAGGCGGAAGAGGAUCCUUCGACGACAACCGCGGCUUCUGAUAACCAACCAUCUGCUUCAUAG
Messenger RNA from Lachancea nothofagi CBS 11611, 1020 nucleotides. The record is from the annotation of a GenBank genome assembly. Lineage: Eukaryota; Fungi; Ascomycota; Saccharomycetes; Saccharomycetales; Saccharomycetaceae.